AUGCCGGCAAAGACUGGUGUGAGAAGAAGGCGGGCUCCACCGGCUAGCCGGGCCGAGCUUCAAGAUGGCGCAGGUGGGGCCUGCUGUGAGGCUGAGGGUGGGGAGGAGGGGGAGGACCCGGCCGCCAUCCGGCGUCUCCCGCCUGAGGUGACAAUGCAUCACCCACCAGAAGGGCAGGAGGGUCCUGAGGCUCCUUUUCCUGCUGCUUCCCAUCCUGUCUGGAACUCACAGGCUUGGCUGGAGCAGAAGAUGCAGGAGCUCAAGGAGACGGCGGCUCAGGUGUCUGCUGCCAGGGCAAAUAUACUGCAGGCAGUGCGAGAGGUCCUCAGAGACCAUGGUGUCCAAGAGGAGAAGAGAGAGGAAAUUCUGCAGCUGACUCAGGCGGCAAUUAAGAACGUGCUUGAAAACUACCUCCCGAUGCCUGACUGGGCUCUGGAAGCCAUAGGUGCCACCAUUGAGGAGGAGAGGACAUCCAAGAGUUACGGUGGGCAAGGCAAGAAGAGCUGGUGGCUUUCUCCAUUCGGCUUCUCUUCUGCAAACCCUCCAGAGACGAUCUUGCAGCCCCGUAUGGCCCCUGGCAACUGCUGGGCUUUCCAAGGAUCUCGGGGCCACGUGGUCAUCCGGCUGCCUGAGCAGAUCUGGCCAAGGGCUUUCACCAUCUGGCAUAUCUCCGAGGCAGUCUCUCCUUCCGGGGAAGUCAGCAGCGCCCCCAAAGAGUUUGCCGUCUCCGGCGUGGAUGAGGCAGGGGCAGAAACUCUCCUGGGGACAUUCACCUACGAGGUGCACAAGGAGGUGGCUCAGACGUUCCACGUGCAGAAGGAGCUUCCCAGGACCUUUCGCUACAUCAAAUUCGAGGUGCAGAGCAACUGGGGAAACCCAGAGUACACCUGUGUGUACCGUGUACAGGUUCACGGGAAGACGGCGAGCCACCACGACCACCCACAGGCCCAAGAUCUCCUUUGA
Molecule: messenger RNA, 963 nt
Organism: Gavia stellata (red-throated loon)
Lineage: Eukaryota; Metazoa; Chordata; Aves; Gaviiformes; Gaviidae
Product: SUN domain-containing protein 3-like
Exons: 8
Coding region: 1-963 (320 amino acids)
Biological process (GO): nuclear envelope organization
Cellular component (GO): meiotic nuclear membrane microtubule tethering complex; nuclear envelope
Molecular function (GO): protein-membrane adaptor activity
Source: RefSeq, a predicted model, not a curated record